AUGAGUUCAGGAGACGAGGAUUACGAAGAGCCUACUGGGUUUGUUGUAACGGAUCGGGAACUUUUGGGCCCCGAUUCAGAGACCCAAACUCCAACAUCUGAAGGCGUAGUUACAGAUGAGCAAUUGAAAGUAGCUCAUUCAAUUGUAAGAGUAGUGAUGGCUCGAGAAGUUCGAGGAUUAUUGAUUAAAAGAGAGCAUUUCAAUGAAGCAUAUACCGAGAGAACAUCCAUGACAAGGCGAAUAAAAUUUGACACAAUAUUCCCAAUUGUACAAAAUAUAUUGGAGACUGUAUAUGGACUACAAUUAGUACGAGUGCCGUCAAAGGUUAGUGUUGGACCAUCCCAUGGAAGGAAAAGGAAGGCAAUUGAGAGCAAUUCAGAGACCUCAAGUAAAAAUAGUAAUAGUAGCAAUGGAAAUAGUGCCAGCAAUAAUAAGGUAUUUGCAUUGGUUAGUGUACUUCCAACCACUGCCAAAUCAGUUUUAGGAGAAAUUUGGGCAACCAAAUGUACUCAAAAAGUUCCAAAUGGUAGAAAUAUUUCAGAUAGGCAAUAUUUUCUUCCUAAAAACAUCAAAACAAGUACACCAAGCUCAAAUUCAGAAUUAAUUAAAACAGGUAUUAUUGCAUUGGUUAUCAGUAUUGUGAUAGUACACGAGAAUAGAUUAUCAGAGGCUGAUCUUAAACAAAAGUUGAGCAAGUUUGGACUUUCUGAGAGUAUCCACGAGCGUAACACUUCUAUAAAUAUGACAACGAUGGAGUUUCUAGGUGAAAUGACAAAAAGAGAAUACUUGAAUCGUGAGGUAACUACGAUGGAUGCAAACUUGGCGGACUAUAAACUAGGACGACGUCUGUUGGCGGAAUUCAAACCAGGCUCAAUGUUUGAUAUGUUGGAGCGAAUUUAUGGUACGGAAUUUGAUGUAGAUACGAGAAAUAGAACUUUGCGCACUAUAGAACGUGCUUAUGGUGAGGCUGUAACCGACAGUAAGCUCAGUGAGACCAUGACUAGCGAGCGGAAUACACCACAGGUCCAAUAA
Molecule: messenger RNA, 1032 nt
Organism: [Candida] anglica
Lineage: Eukaryota; Fungi; Ascomycota; Pichiomycetes; Serinales; Debaryomycetaceae
Source: the annotation of a GenBank genome assembly